Messenger RNA from Lipotes vexillifer (Yangtze River dolphin), 1547 nucleotides. RefSeq names its product methyl-CpG binding domain protein 2 (gene MBD2). Gene Ontology annotation, biological process: negative regulation of transcription by RNA polymerase II; DNA methylation-dependent constitutive heterochromatin formation. Gene Ontology annotation, molecular function: methyl-CpG binding. The record is from RefSeq and is a predicted model, not a curated record. The coding region runs from base 1 to 1065 and encodes 354 amino acids. The transcript has 8 exons. NCBI's taxonomy places the organism in Eukaryota, Metazoa, Chordata, Mammalia, Artiodactyla, Lipotidae. Gene Ontology annotation, cellular component: nucleus.
AUGCGCGCGCACCCGGGGGGAGGCCGCUGCUGCCCGGAGCAGGAGGAGGGGGAGAGCGCGGCGGGCGGCAGCGGCGCUGGCGGCGACUCCGCCAUAGAGCAGGGGGGCCAGGGCUGCGCGCUCGCCCCGUCCCCGGUGAGCGGCGUGCGCAGGGAAGGCGCUCGGGGCGGCGGCCGGGGCCGGGGGCGGUGGAAGCAGCCGGUCCCUUUCCCGUCGGGGAGCGCGGGACCGGGGCCCAGGGGACCCCGGGCCACGGAGAGCGGGAAGAGGAUGGACUGCCCGGCCCUCCCCCCCGGAUGGAAGAAGGAGGAAGUGAUCCGAAAAUCUGGGCUCAGUGCCGGCAAGAGCGAUGUCUACUACUUCAGUCCAAGUGGUAAGAAGUUCAGAAGCAAACCUCAGUUGGCAAGGUACCUGGGAAAUACUGUUGACCUCAGCAGUUUUGACUUCAGAACUGGAAAGAUGAUGCCUAGUAAAUUACAGAAGAACAAACAGAGACUGCGGAAUGAUCCUCUCAAUCAAAAUAAGGGUAAGCCAGACUUGAAUACAACAUUGCCAAUUAGACAAACAGCAUCAAUUUUCAAACAACCGGUAACCAAAGUCACAAAUCAUCCUAGUAAUAAAGUGAAAUCAGAUCCACAACGAAUGAAUGAACAGCCACGUCAGCUUUUCUGGGAGAAGAGGCUACAAGGACUUAGUGCAUCAGAUGUAACUGAACAAAUUAUAAAAACCAUGGAACUACCUAAAGGUCUUCAAGGAGUUGGUCCAGGUAGUAAUGAUGAGACCCUUUUAUCUGCUGUUGCCAGUGCUUUGCACACAAGCUCUGCACCGAUCACAGGGCAAGUCUCCGCUGCUGUGGAAAAGAACCCCGCUGUUUGGCUUAACACGUCUCAACCCCUCUGCAAGGCUUUCAUUGUCACAGAUGAAGACAUUCGGAAACAGGAAGAGCGAGUACAACAAGUGCGUAAGAAAUUGGAGGAAGCACUGAUGGCAGACAUCUUGUCACGAGCUGCUGAUACGGAGGAGAUGGGCAUUGAAGUGGACAGUGGAGAUGAGGCCCAAGAUUAGCAUCAGGUAACUUUCGACCGACUUUCCCCAAGAAAAAAUUCCUAGAAUUGAACAAAAACGUUUCCACUGGGUUUCGCCUGUAAGAAAAAAAUGCACCCGAGCACAUAGAGCUUUUUAAUAGCACUAACCAAUGCCUUUUUAGAUGUAUUUUUGAUGUAUAUAUCUAUUAUUCAAAAAUGAUGUUUAUUUUGAGUCCCAGGACUUAAAAUUAGCCUUUUGUAAUAUCUGUCAAGCAGGACCCUGAAGAUGAAGCUGAGCUUUUCAUGCCAGGUGCAAUCUACUGGAAAUGUAGCACUUAACGUGAAAUAUUCGUCUCCCCCGCAAUUUUAAUAUGAACGGAUCAGGAGUUACCAAAUAAAUUUCCCAAUGAAAGCGUAUUGUGACUUCACUGUAUAUAAACAGAUUUUUAUACUUUAUUGAAAGAGGACACCUGUACAUUCUUCCAUCAUCACUGUAAAGACAAAUAAAUGAUUCUAUUCACA